AUGCUUAUUCCCAAUGGCACACCAAAUAAUAGCACACCGAACCAUAACAUUUCCUCUAAUAGUGAAGGAAAUAUUUGUUCGUUAUUGUUAAAAAGUGUGGAUGGUGAACGAAUCGAUGUCUUACGGUCUAUUCUUGCUCAAAUUGCCUCGAAAUCAGAUUUCCACGAGCAAGUAGAUCAGAUAUGUUACAAUGGGGGAACAGUAUUGCAUUAUGCAGUAGCUCGAAAUUCGGUGGAUAGUGUGCGAACGUUGCUAUCAGCAGGUGUAAACCCAUGUGUUCAGAAUGAUAAUAAUAACACAGCGUAUCGUAUGGCUUCUUCUGAAGAAGUUAAAAAUGCAUUUGUUCAAGAAUUAUUGCAAGCCGCUGCUCAGUCAAAUUUGGGCCGACUAUGCCAAAUGAUAUCAGCUGGGGUUAGCGUGGAUUCGAUUGAUGCUGUGGAUACUGGUAAUACAGCAUUGCACUGGGCAGCAUCUUUUGGAAAUGAAGAUGCCGUGAGGAUACUAUGUCAGAGUGGAGCAAACGUCAAUGCAUUAAAUACAAAGAAUGAAACAGCUUUACAUGACGCAGUACGUCGAGGAAAUGAUGUCGUUGUGAAAUGUUUGCUAAGCCAUGGAGCAGAUCCAAAUAUAAAGAAUAAAAGUGGAGAGGACUGUUACGAAUUAGCUAUAAAAAUGGGGGGAACUAUGUUGCCUAACUUGAGUUUGAAUACAUUGAGCCGCACAAUUCAUCGCACAACCUCCAUGGACUCAGAAAUUGAUCGUUCUUCAUUAAUAUCAACCGAUACUACAACGAUGUUUGCAGAAAAAACGUCAAAUUAUAGUACUGGUCGGUUAGAAAGUUGGACCGAUUUAUUAUGGCCUCAGCCAAAAUAUAUUGAUUUGGAUGAAAGGAAACGCACUUAUCCAUAUCCAAAAGAUGGUCGUUUAAAAAUCUAUUUUGAUAAAGCCAGUGCGGCAGAACCACGGCGAUUAAUGCAAAUUAUCCAGAUGUCAGCACCUAUCCUUUCAAAUAUUCACUUAGAAUUGGAUUAUAGAGGUCAUGGAGUUCGGGAGCAAUCUUCUUUAGAUGGCCGAAUUACGUGUGGGGUUUUUGAAAAUGGCUAUUGCUCUGGGACGUAUACAUUAACAGUUAGUGAAGAUGGCAUAGAACUAUAUGGAGAAGAUCAUAAUGGCGUUCGACAUGGUUUUUCUACUCUUGUGCAAAUACUGAGAAUUUUUAAAGAAUGUUCUGAGAUAAAUAAUUCAAAUACCGAAUCAUUAUUAGAAACACUGCAUGAAAUGCCGCCUGAGUCUAUAGUAAAAAUCACUGGCACUGUGAAUAACGAACAAGCAAGGAAGAUCGGUGCAAUACCUUGUUUAACGAUUCGUGACUCUCCAGACUCAUACUUUCGAGCUGUUUAUCAAGAUUUCAGUGGUUGCAAAAUAUUGAACACAGAAACUCUGUUGCAAUUUGUCACCCGUAUUGCUUACUGUAAAGCGAGUCACUUAUUCGUGAAUUUCGAAGUGCGAACCACUGAUCGUUAUCAGUUACCUUACACGACUCGAGAUUUGUUUCAAAUAACGCAAGUUUGUGACGAACUUUUUGUUAAGUUUGUGCCAUCUCUUGACGUCCAGUCCAGUUGUAUUGAAUCAGAUUUGGCCUGUCGAACCAUCGACUCGUUUUUGGAUGAUUUUCCACUCGCGAAAGUUGUACAUUUCGGUCCGAAUUUGGCAGUUAUGAUUGUAUCAAAUCGAACAAUUCUGAAUAAUGUGCAGAGAAGAAUACCGAGAAUAUAUGUUUCAAUGGAUAUCGAUAAGAAUAAUGCUUCUUUGAUCAAUCACUUACCACCGUUCGUUACAAUUUGUGUAGAAGGGAAAUAUCCGUUUGAGGCCGAAAAUUUGCUUUCACCACAUCUGAAUGUCGUUUUACGGUUUUCGACAAGCGAUCCUGGUUUUCUGUGUGCUGCUCCUGAAUCUGUAGCUAAGAAAGCCUUGCUUGCUACUAGAUUGGGCAGCAAAUUCCCAAUUUUAGGUGCAAUGGUGUGUGAUCUGUCAACCGGUUGCGAAGUAAUGCCUCCGUCAUUAUCAUAUAUGUCUGAGUUAGCUUCAUUGGGUGUUUGCUGGAAUAAAUCCGUUGAUAUAAAGCGUUUUUGUUUCUUAUUGCCUCGAAUAACGGCAGAGCACUUUCUUUUGAAUGGUAGUAUGGAGGUCUUGUUUAAGCAGGUGUCUACCAUUGGAAGAGUUGAACAUGAAAUAACACGAUUCAGUUAUGGAUUAAAAGCUGCAGAGAGCGCUGGAGAAGUGCAAGAACAUUCGUCGUCGCCAUCAUCAAAUAAGAGAAAGCCGAUUUCGGUAUUUGUAGAAAUGAUACUAAACCCAGAUAAUAUGGUCUUAGAACGAUUAACUCCAGUCAUUUUUAAGAAAGCGCGGAUAGAAUUAAAACGCAGUUUGAGAACACUAGAUCGGGCAAAAAAAUAUUUUCCUUAUAACUAUGAAUUGGCACUUGUGCUGGCCGAGAUACAGAUCAUCACCGAACUUAUGAUUCUUGCUUGCAAAUUGGGUCAGUCGCUUUGCACAUAUGGUAUAAAUCCAUCAUUAUCACCAAAUGAUCAAAAAGCCUCAUUUUCAUCUAGUGAUAGACUCCAGGAAACAAUGCUUAUCGGUUAUCAGAUGGUUAACAUUGGAGUAUCCAAUUUACCACCAGCCGUGCGCACUGACCUUGCCAAUAGACUUCUUGAAAUUCGCAGCCGUUUCCAGCAUACGUGGCUGUCACGGAAUAUUGCAAGUACUCUUCCGAACGCUUUAAAAAUGUUUGACAAUCUUUUUUGUGCACUGCUUCCACCAAACUUGCAGGAUUAUGGGAGGAAUUUGCUUUGA
Acanthocheilonema viteae is the source of this 2856-nucleotide messenger RNA. Lineage: Eukaryota; Metazoa; Nematoda; Chromadorea; Rhabditida; Onchocercidae. The record is from the annotation of a GenBank genome assembly.